AACAGUUAGACGCUAGCAAGCAAGUAGGAAAUGGGGCGUGUCGCAUUACUGUCACGUGACCAGGUAUCUUAAUGUUUAUUGCACAAUUUAUCGCAUACUUUGACAGCACACAUGAUGGAAACGUCACUUUUCUAACCUCACUUCUUCUGCUGAUGAAAUUCAAAACUGGAAGGCUGGCGAAAAUCUAUGAAAAGUGAACGUUCCCAGUUCUUUUUCCAUUAACCUUUUAGUGUUCCAAAUUUGUUUACUCGAUAAGUUAGUAACCUUUUAUUUGAAUAAUUUCAGAACCAUGGCGUUGUCUCCAGAAGAAAAGUACAAUUUGCUGUCAAGGAACUUGCAAGAAGUGCUUGGUGAAGACAAGAUCAAAUCAAUUCUCAAUGAAAGAGAUUUGAAAAUAUACUGGGGUACUGCGACUACGGGCAAGCCCCACAUUGCAUACUUUGUGCCUAUGUCAAAGAUUGCAGAUUUCUUAAGAGCUGGUGCUGAAGUGACUAUCCUCUUCGCUGAUCUACAUGCUUAUCUGGACAAUAUGAAGGCUCCGUGGGAGCUCCUUGCUCUUAGGGUGCAGUACUAUGAGCAUACCAUUAAAGCUAUGCUACAGUCUAUUGGUGUUCCAAUUGAGAAAUUGAAGUUUGUCAAAGGCACAGAUUACCAAUUAUCUAAAGAAUAUACUUUGGAUGUGUACAGGUUGAGUUCUGUAAUCACUGAGCAUGAUGCGAAAAAAGCUGGUGCGGAGGUAGUGAAGCAAGUGGAUCAUCCUUUGGUCAGUGGACUUUUGUACCCAGGGCUACAGGCUUUAGAUGAAGAAUAUUUGAAAGUAGAUGCACAAUUUGGUGGUGUAGAUCAAAGAAAAGAUUUUCACUUUUGCUGAAAAAUACCUGCCACAACUCGGAUACCAAAAACGAGCACAUCUAAUGAAUCCAAUGGGUAUAAUUUUCACUUACUAUGAUUUAAAGAUUGACUCAGCGACCCUACCUUGUUGGCCCCAGCUUCAUGGGGGCACCAAAUGCCCAAAAACAAUCUUGUCUGAGUUACUAGCCAACCUCCCAUUCUUCAAUUUUCCUCAAUAGCAAAAAAGGAACCCCGAUUCCACGCUGACCUGGAGCCCCUUUAUAGUCAACGCCAAACAAAGUGGCGUGCACGUCAUCAAGGUGGGUGUGUUGAAAAAUUUACAU
Messenger RNA from Acanthoscelides obtectus, 1175 nucleotides. Lineage: Eukaryota; Metazoa; Arthropoda; Insecta; Coleoptera; Chrysomelidae. The record is from the annotation of a GenBank genome assembly.